CGGUGGGGCUGCGGCUGCUCCGCCCGAAACUUCGGAGGGGCGGCAGCAACAGGGGGAGGGGAGGGCGGAGGAGGAGGAGGACGAAGGAGAAGAAGGUGGCGGCGGCGGCCGUGGUGGUGGUGGUGGUGGUCGGGGCGGCGGCGGGGGGGAAGGUCAGCAGCGGCGCAGCCCUCCCCGCCGCUCCCUCAUGAGCCAGCCCGUGCUGGGCUGAGCAGGCCCCGCACACAAAGGAGGGCAGGGCAGGCAGCGCUGCACCCCCCCCCACCUCUCUUCCCCCCCUCGGGAGAAGGGGCAGCGGGGAGGCGCCCUUCCCCGUGCACAGCACUCACGGCCACUCACUGCUCCGUCCCCUUCCUCCUCUUCCUCCCCCCAGCCCCUCGGUUCUCCCCCCCCAGCCCCCCCCGUCCAUGUAGCCGCCCCGGCCGCCGGCCCCUCCGCACUAUGCCCAUCUUACUCUUCCUGAUAGACACGUCCGCCUCCAUGAACCAGCGCACCCACCUGGGCACCACCUAUCUGGACAUAGCCAAAGGCGCUGUAGAGACUUUCAUGAAGCUCCGAGCCCGGGACCCGGCCAGCAGGGGAGACAGGUACAUGCUGGUCACUUUCGAGGAGCCUCCCUACGCUAUCAAGGCUGGCUGGAAGGAAAACCAUGCAACGUUUAUGAAUGAACUGAAAAACCUUCAAGCUGAAGGACUUACGACUCUUGGCCAGUCCCUAAGGACAGCUUUUGAUUUAUUAAACUUAAAUAGAUUAGUAACUGGCAUAGACAACUAUGGGCAGGGAAGAAACCCAUUUUUUCUGGAGCCAGCAAUAAUUAUUACAGUUACUGAUGGAAGUAAAUUAACUACUACCAGUGGAAUACAGGAAGAGCUCCACUUACCUCUCAAUUCCCCUCUUCCUGGAAGUGAGUUGACUAAGGAACCCUUUCGAUGGGAUCAGAGGUUGUUUGCUUUAGUUCUUCGCUUGCCUGGUAUCAUGUCACCAGAAUCAGAGCAGAUGACAGGGGUACCAGUGGAUGACUCUGCAAUCACGCCAAUGUGUGAAGUCACAGGGGGUCGAUCAUACUGUGUAUGCUCUCCAAGAAUGCUGAAUCAGUGUCUUGAAUCAUUGGUGCAAAAAGUGCAAAGUGGAGUGGUAAUAAAUUUUGAAAAAGCUGGACCAGAUCCCUCACCAAUUGAUGAUGGACAGGUGGAUAUAGCUAGGCCCUUUGGACCCCAACCUUGGCACAGCUGUCACAAACUUAUUUAUGUCAGACCAAACCCUAAAACUGGGGUUCCUAUAGGUCAUUGGCCUGUUCCUGAAUCCUUUUGGCCAGAUCAAAAUUCUCCAACGCUGCCGCCCCGCACAUCUCAUCCUGUGGUGAAAUUCUCCUGCACUGACUGUGAACCAAUGGUCAUUGACAAACUGCCUUUUGAUAAAUACGAGUUAGAGCCUUCACCACUGACCCAGUUUAUCCUGGAACGAAAAUCUCCUCAGACCUGCUGGCAGGUAUAUGUGAGCAAUAGUGCAAAAUACAGUGAACUUGGUCAUCCUUUUGGUUACUUGAAAGCUAGUACAGCGCUGAAUUGUGUGAAUUUAUUUGUGAUGCCUUACAAUUAUCCAGUCCUCCUUCCACUGCUAGAUGACUUGUUUAAAGUGCACAAGGCAAAGCCAACGUUAAAAUGGCUGCAGUCAUUUGAAAGCUAUUUGAAGACAAUGCCUCCUUAUUAUCUUGGGCCUUUGAAGAAAGCUGUGAGAAUGAUGGGAGCACCAAACCUUAUAGCUGACAAUGUGGAAUAUGGACUUAGUUACAGUGUCAUUUCAUAUCUCAAAAAGUUGAGUCAGCAGGCCAAAAUAGAGUCCGAUAGAGUCAUUGGCUCUGUAGGCAAAAAGGUAGCGCAAGAGACUGGAAUUAAGGUCAGAAGCAGAUCACACAACCUGUCUAUGGCACAUAGGAACGAUUUUCAACAUCUGCUACAGGGGAUUACUGGGGAAAUUCCUCAUAGACCUCUAGACCUCAAUAUGAAGGAGUAUGCUGGGUUCCAAAUAGCUUUGCUGAAUAAGGAUUUGAAACCUCAGACUUUUAGAAAUGCUUAUGACAUACCUAGAAGAAAUCUUUUGGAUCAGUUAACACGAAUGAGAUCUAAUUUACUGAAGAGUACUCGGAAGUUCCUCAAAGGACAAGAUGAAGAUCAAGUUCACAGUGUACCGAUAGCACAAAUGGGAAACUACCAGGAGUAUCUAAAACAAAUACCCUCUCCGCUCCGAGAACUUGAUCCUGACCAACCACGAAGGCUCCAUACAUUUGGCAAUCCAUUCAAAUUGGACAAAAAGGGAAUGAUGAUAGAUGAAGCAGAUGAAUUUGUAUCAGGACCUCAAAAUAAACAUAAAAGACCUGGAGAACCAAAUAUGCAAGGGAUUCCAAAAAGACGUCGGUGUAUGUCACCCCUGCUCAGAGGUCGACCACAAACUCCUCCAGUUGUGAAUAACCACAUUGGAGGAAAAGGGCCACCAAUACCAACCACACAAGCACAGCCUGACCUUGUUAAACCCAUUCCUAUUCACAAAAUGUCAGAUACUGAUAAUGAGAUUGCAAUGGAUGAUAUGGUGGAGAAUCAUAUUACAGACCCACUUUCAUCGGAUGUUUUCCCAAAUACCAUGGAUUCAGAGUUCUCAAUGUCCUCUUCUCCAUUCAAUUCAUUGGAUCGACCUGCAGGUCAUACAGAGGAUGUAGGCCACGAACAUUUAGGGAAUAACUUGAAUGUUGAUGGAUUUUUGGAGAAUCAUGAGGAAAUGGAUAGUAAAGAACAAAGUACUGAAGAAAACUUGCCAAUGUCUUCACCCAGUAAAGGGAAAAAAGCAGUGCACUGCAGAAGUUCCAGAGAGAUUAAUAUAGAGCUAAGAGCACAAAUUAUGAAAGAAAUUCGAAAACCAGGAAGGAAAUAUGAAAGAAUCUUCUUUUUACUGAAACAUGUACAAGGAAGCUUACAAACACGUCUGAUAUUUUUGCAAAAUGUUAUUAAAGAAGCUUCAAGGUUUAAAAAACGAAUGUUGAUAGAACAGCUAGAGAGUUUUCUGGAAGAAAUCCAUCGCAGAUCCAAUCAGGUCAACCAUAUCAACAGCAGCUAAGGAACUGCAUACAAGAGAAAGCCACAGCAGGGCACUGCUGUCCUUACUUGCAUUCAUUUUUGACAUGCACUCUUAUCUCAAGUUCUGUAUCGGAAAGAAUGAGAAGCUGCUCUAUAAAAUGAUGAGAAAAGUAUCCAUCAUUUUUCUUCAUUUGUUAUUUUUGUAAUGUGAAAAAUAUCAUGAAAACAUUUUUAUUUAAAUGGAGAACUCCUUGCUUGUCAUGGACUUAAGUGUCACUUUCCCUCAGGUUCUAUUUUCUUAAUCCAACCUUCAAAACUAUCACCUCUUAAGGUUGAACUUUGCCAAAAAGUUGCUUUGUAAUUUUCAGAAAAAAAAAGCACAUACAUAAAACAAGGUAAUGUUUUGUAUAUACAGUUAUUUUGGAUAUAUUAUUGUAAGUUGUAUAAAUGUAUUUUGAAAAAUAUUUAAGAAAAGCACUUUUGUUAUUCCAUCAAUAAAAGCUCUAUUUUAAUCUUUG
This is a messenger RNA of Oxyura jamaicensis (ruddy duck), 3586 nucleotides long. It is a transcript of the gene INTS6, whose product is annotated as integrator complex subunit 6. The coding region runs from base 442 to 3108 and encodes 888 amino acids. Gene Ontology annotation, biological process: snRNA 3'-end processing. Gene Ontology annotation, cellular component: integrator complex. The transcript has 18 exons. NCBI's taxonomy places the organism in Eukaryota, Metazoa, Chordata, Aves, Anseriformes, Anatidae. The record is from RefSeq and is a predicted model, not a curated record.